AGCAUACGCACACGGCACACUGAAACGGAAGCAAGACCGUGGAAGUAAAGGCGCCGCCCCCGGGAGCACACAACUAGGGGGAACAAAUACACCUCUGGACUCUGGGGGCCUCUCUCCGACCGACGACUGAAUCUACCUCGCUUCGCGCCUCCGGUUCCGCGCCGGGCCCGCCAGAAUCGGAGCUCGGGAUCGCCUCGGCCCGUGGCAAUGGGAGCUGACUGCGAGGACGCCGUCAAGCAGCUCAGCCACCUCAUGGAGCAAGUGGAGGCGCCGCUGAAGAGAUCGUUUCAGAAACCUACAUUUCCCGAUGGGGGUGGAAGCUGGGCCAGAACCACCGGAAGCCAGCUGACUGUACAUCCAUGAACCCUCUCAAGAAUGAACUCAACUACCAUAUUUUCAUGGAGGGAGCCAUUAGUGAAGCAGAAUUGAAUCCACCUACCAUUCUGGAGGAUAUAUUCCCAAGCAGAAAUUUCAGGAUUGUAAAAGAGUCUAUUGUGAUUAUAUUCUUGGGAGAUCACAAUCAAGAACUGAUGUUUUGUGAACCAAACCAGCCCUGCAAACUUUAAUUUAAUUUCACAGAUCAUCAUUAGUAGUAUAUCAUUGAUAUCAUUUGGUUCAUCUCCACCCGUUUUAAAUUCUGGCAGUUGCGAACAUACUUCAUAAAUUUGCAUUUGUCAUAGGGGAAUGUUCGGUGAAUGGAGUCAGCAUUCUGUUUCUGAUACGUGUUUUUUUUUUCUAAAUCGUGAUUGCGGAGUCACAAACCUCCUACAGAGACUACCUUUGCUCAUAGUGUUUUUUGUAUCCUGGCUCUUUAGUCUGUGCUACCCAUCACAUGUCCAUGCUAUGUAUUUAUACGCUUGACUAUGUAGAUAUGAUUACAUUUCUUUUUUCAAAACAUUGGCUCAAUCUGCGAAACUUAAUCCAUUAGCACUUGAUGUAAAUUGUAAUAUGAUUGAUCAUCAACUUAAUCUGUGACUUGUAGACAGAUUCUGGGAAACGAAUCUAACCACAUCUUUUUUAUUUCAGAAUGUGCACCAGGGUUAUCCCAAAGAAACAUUGAUGCGUUUCCUAAAGGCUAGAGAGUGGAACGUAUCUAAGGCUCAUAAAAUGAUUGUAGAUUCUUUGAAUUGGAGGAUUGAAAACGAAAUUGAUAGCGUGCUGGAGAGACCUAUAGUCCCAGUAGAUUUGUACAGAUCAAUACGUGAUUCACAACUUGUUGGCCUAUCAGGAUACACAAAGGAGGGUCUCCCGGUUUUUGCCAUUGGUGUUGGACAUAGCACAUAUGACAAAGCUUCGGUCCACUACUAUGUGCAAUCUCAUAUCCAAAUUAAUGAGUACCGUGAUCGUAUAAUUUUGCCUAGGCUGUCCCAACAGUUUGGGCGCCCUGUUACCAGCUGUAUAAAAGUUCUGGAUAUGACUGGUUUGAAGCUAUCAGCACUGAGCCAAAUAAAGAUGCUGACUUCCAUAUCGACAGUUGAUGAUCUGAAUUACCCUGAAAAGACAGAGACCUAUUAUGUAGUUAAUGUUCCAUACAUAUUUUCCGCUUGUUGGAAGGUUGUGAAGCCCUUGUUGCAGGAGAGGACCAAGAAGAAGGUUAAAGUUUUGAGUGGUUGUGGGAGAGAUGAACUUCUAAAGAUAAUGGACUAUUCAUCACUCCCCCAUUUCUGCGGCCGGGAGGGCUCUGGAUCAUCAAAGCACUCGUCACCAGAUGUUGACAAUUGCUUCUCCCUUGACCAUCCUUUCCACAAAGAACUUUACAGCCACAUCAAGGAGCAAGCAUCGCACCGGGAGCUCAUCAAGAUGGGAUCAUUGCACGUCAGCAUUCCCGAGCCCGACCUGAACGACGCCAAGAUUGUCGAGGUCAUCCAGGCCGAGUUCCAAAAGAUCGGCGAGCAGGACGAGUCCACCAACGGCCACCAGGGUUAGCAUGUGACCGAUGCCGCCAGUGAACUCUAAUGAAACUGGCAAUUGCUGCUCAUUCUGCAUUUCGGUUGACGGUCCCCAGUCGCCUGGGGAAUAUAGUAGCAAAAAGCCUUGCGCCUCCGUUGGUGCAAGCUCGAGUUUGUAGCUGGAGAGGCUGAGAGAUAAACAAGUGGGUGUAUAUUAGAUGGACGUGGAUCCAUAAACACCUUUUUGUUAGUGUAACCGCAAGAUGGUAUAUGGGAGGAAAUCCAUGGAAGUGUUUGGUAAAACAGUGAAUGAUGACUUAUCUUUGCA
Messenger RNA from Panicum virgatum (switchgrass), 2217 nucleotides. Its product is annotated as phosphatidylinositol/phosphatidylcholine transfer protein SFH2-like. NCBI's taxonomy places the organism in Eukaryota, Viridiplantae, Streptophyta, Magnoliopsida, Poales, Poaceae. The transcript has 12 exons. The record is from RefSeq and is a predicted model, not a curated record. Bases 1060 to 1926 code for a protein of 288 amino acids.